Schizophyllum commune H4-8 is the source of this 2900-nucleotide messenger RNA. RefSeq names its product Pet127-domain-containing protein. The transcript has 14 exons. Gene Ontology annotation, biological process: mitochondrial RNA 5'-end processing. Gene Ontology annotation, cellular component: mitochondrial envelope; mitochondrion. NCBI's taxonomy places the organism in Eukaryota, Fungi, Basidiomycota, Agaricomycetes, Agaricales, Schizophyllaceae. The record is from RefSeq and is a predicted model, not a curated record. Bases 321 to 2738 code for a protein of 805 amino acids.
CAUUGAGCGAAACUUGGGUUGACCUGAACGCAAUCAGCGGUAAAUUCGCUCAUCUAGGUGCCUAGCGCGCACCAGCAACAUCCCAUAUCUUCAGGGAGACGUUCCCCUUCCGGACCUUCCUGAAGUUGAAUGCGACGGUCGGAACUACUUCCUCGCUCCACUGCCCGGACCCUAUCACAUUCACAAAAGACGUCUUCCCCGAUGCCUGAAGCCCGACAACCGCGAUCUCGGCGGUCUUGGAGAAGAACAGGCCACUGAGCCACUGCAGGAGGUUCGUAAAGAGGCCCGCCAUGUUGAACGACGGCGGAGUAUGAUGAGCGAUGGAGAAAGACGCCGACGCCACCGGCCCACCGCGCCUGAAGCGCAUUAGCGCGCAUCAGCAACCGGCCCGAGCGCCGACGCAUUUGUUGAUCGCUGUCGGACGCGAUCUCGACGCGUCUCUCACGUCGUCCCCCGCUGCGGUCAUGUUUCUGAGGAGGCUCACUCGUGUCAAUGGACCUGCGUUGAGCGCGUCGCUAUCAGGCGCUUGCUCAGCACGAGCGAUAUCCACGAGUCGACCUGUCCUCCCUAAGAAGGGUGCUCCUCGUGCAGCGUCUCCGAGGAGAAAACGCGCACAGAGUAGUAGCGAUGACCUGAUAGCCGCAGCUCUAGAUGCUGGCCUGCCCGUGGACCCCGGCGCGCCGUUAGACCCCGAGGCAGAGAGACGGCUUCGCAAGACUCUCAAGCAGAAAGUCAGACGGGCACGGAAAAGGGAAGAGAGAAACCAGGCUCGGGCUCGGGAACAGAACCCGCAAGCCUACGACGCGACUUCCGAACUGCAGACGGAGGAUUGGGGCCAGGAUGUCCUCCAACCCAAAGUCAAGAGCGGCCGUAGCAGAGGCAAGUCGCCAGAGCGUACAGGAUGGGACCUUGGCGCCAUCGCUCGGCCGCCUCCCCCGGGAUCGAGCCUGAGGCACAAGCCAUCAAAGCCCGAACGCACCCUCCAGCAGCUGGCGUACAACAGGCGUAUAGAAGGUUUGAUAGAACCCGAAGCGGAGCCCGGACCUGUCUUGGAAGACAUUCCACCGCGAAGCGCACACAAGCCCAUAGCUCGACUAGCGCACGGGCUCGAUCGCGUCCUAUUCAACCCCGGCGUCCACUGGAUGCGCGACCCGCGCUCGUCGGUCUACAACUUUACUCCUGAGCUCGAGCACCUCCCCAAGGUCACCGAUUUCGCGUUCGAGCGCGUCGAGGGCUUCGUCAAGAGCUCGCGUGAUGAGGACCUGCGCACGCUCGCCGUGCGCGAGGGCAAGUCGUUCGCGGGGUCGACAUCCUCGCUUACGGGGAUGCUUAGCCACAUAUACUUCCUGAUCUCGGGAGACAGGAAUGUGGAUAUCUCGCCGUUGAGUCGGGCGUUUGAGGACAAGCCAGUCGAUUUUACUCCGGGGCAACGCUCGCCUGCGUCGACGGUCUUCAAUUACAAGGAUGGCGUCCAUAUGAUCGACUCGGACGAAGACAAGCCAGGCGUGAAGAGCGAUCAGAAUAUCCUGACAUGGAUGGGCACUCUCCUCGAGAAGUACUUCACCAUGGAGCCUGAGGAAUUCGCAAGGUAUCUACGCGCGCACGACCACCCUCAGACCGAGAGCGACAACAUGCGCGAGGCGUACCGAUAUUCGAAGUCCCAAUCCUUCAUCAUGCGCUCCCAACUCGACUGCGUCGACCCUCGCCUUCCGGGCACGGGCGUCUUCGACAUGAAGACGCGAGCGUGCAUGGCCAUCCGGAUGGACCUCCUCAACUUCGAGGAGAGCUCCGGCUACCUCAUCCGCCAGCAGCAUGGCUUAUUGGAAAGCUUUGAGCGCGAGUACUACGACUUGAUCCGCUCGGCUUUCCUGAAGUAUAGCUUCCAAGCCCGCAUUGGCAACAUGGACGGCAUCUUCUGCGCGUACCAUAAUGUCGCGCGCGUCUUCGGCUUCCAGUACUUCGGCCUCGAGGAGAUCGACGCGCGCCUGUUUGGGAUGGAGCCCGGCGCGGGCGACCGCGUGUUCCGCAAGUGCGUCGCGAUGCUGGAGACGGUCGCGGAAGAGGUCGCAGGGUGUUUUCCGGGGCAGUCCGUAAAGGCCACCUGGGAGACUGAGGAGGGGACUGGGGUGCUCCGCGUGUGGGUGCAGCCGGUUGAGUGGGAUGGGGUCGAGGAGGAGAAGCCGAUUGUCGAGCUUGCAGUGACGAGCGCGAGCUAUCUCGGCGACAGGCCGGUGAAGGGCUACGUCGCCGUGCCCAGUGUGGAAAAGCCAUGGACGAUCCACUACACCAUCUCGCGCUCCUCCGACACUUUCGCAGACAUCCGCAAGCGCCUCGCCGCCGCGCGCGAGAGGCAGACCUUCGCGAUGUCGCUGCCCACGGGCAUUUCCCGCGCACAGAUCUCCGAGUUCCUUGCGAACCUCAACUUCGGGGGCCCGGCGGGCGAGGCGGAGGCCAGCGCGGCCAUCACCAACGGCGAAGACGUGGAACACGCCUCUGGCACCGGAAAUGCAAGCGUCGCAGACGACCUGCUCAAAUCGUACGCGCCCACGCUGUUUAGGAAACCCGGCACGACGACGCAGAAGCUACGCCAGUUGGCCAGGGAGGGAAGGGAGGAGAUGCUCGCAAGGGAGGAGAGGGAGAAGGGGAAGCCCAAGAUUGUGCUUGGGCAACCGUUCCCGCCGCCUGGAUAUGAGCUGGCGCAGGGCGGCGCUUUGCGGAAGGUCGAGAAGUCCUCAUGAGAGGACGUUGUUGGCAUUGCCUAUGCGAGUGCCCGGUAGUCUCCACUCCUUACAUUAUCUCUUACCUUAAGCAUUCGAUACAUGCUGGACUGGGACCUACCCGGAAUCUGGCGUCUGUUCGAAUUUUUGAGCUUGCGAAAGCGAAGGCCUUGUGGACCUCUA